Messenger RNA from Entelurus aequoreus (snake pipefish), 5907 nucleotides. RefSeq names its product kinase insert domain receptor (a type III receptor tyrosine kinase) (gene kdr). Gene Ontology annotation, biological process: positive regulation of kinase activity; vascular endothelial growth factor receptor signaling pathway; cell migration. Gene Ontology annotation, molecular function: growth factor binding; vascular endothelial growth factor receptor activity; ATP binding. NCBI's taxonomy places the organism in Eukaryota, Metazoa, Chordata, Actinopteri, Syngnathiformes, Syngnathidae. The coding region runs from base 282 to 4325 and encodes 1347 amino acids. The transcript is spliced from 30 exons. The record is from RefSeq and is a predicted model, not a curated record. Gene Ontology annotation, cellular component: signaling receptor complex; membrane.
CCAGUGUUGGUCCAGCCUCCAGCCAGCAAGUGGAGGUGUCCACUCACCCCGGGAUGCUCCUCCCCCGUUCAGGCUGUCCAGCUCUGGUGCUCCUCUCUGCCCUCAGAACCUUUAGAUCUGGUUCCAUGGGGAACCGCUUCACACGCUACUGAGCACUGCCCGCUGGCGUUCCACAUCGACGGAAUUAAAAGAAAAGUGGAAUUGAUGGAUCAGUGCUGAGCCUUUGGGAUUCUUCUUACCUUCAUUUUUUUGAAUGAAUUUUUGAUGUUUCUGUCUGUGGAAUGAUGGUUCUGGUGGUGUUUGUGGUUCCCCUGCUUGUUGUUGGACUGGAAGUUGUCGCUGCCACAGAGCUGCGCUUCAUACCCGACCCGCCGACGCUGAACAUCCACGGCGUCCACAGGAUUAACAAAUCCGACAACCUGGAGCUUACAUGCAGAGGUCGUCAGUACCUUGGGUGGUCCACCCCUCCUACCAGCACUCGCUUGUCCACCAGCGACUGCAGCGGGUCAGGACUCUUCUGCACCACGUUGCGGAUCUCCAACGCCACCGUCAACGAGACGGGGCAGUACCAGUGCUCCUACCGGGACCUCCAAGUGGAGGAUGGCAAGACUUCAGCGGCGGUUUACGUGUUUGUUCAUGACUACAAGGCACCAUUUGUUCCUUCGGAGAAGGAAUACGAGGUGGUGGUCAUCCGUGAAGGCGAGCGAGUGGUCAUUCCGUGUCGAGGAUCUCUGGAGAAUCUCAACGUGACGCUUCACACUAAGUAUCCAGACAAAGAAUUUCAGCCUGAUGGCAAAGAUACCCUGUGGGACGCCAGGACCGGUUUCACCAUCCCCAGUCACCUAAUCAGCUACGCCGGCGUGGUGUCCUGCCAGACUCGAAUCGAGAACGAGACCUUCAAGUCCCCGCUGUACAUCGUUGCGGUCGUCGGAUACAAGAUCUAUGACCUCACCCUGACCCCCACUCGAGUCAGGCUCUGUGCCGGCGAGCGGUUGAUGCUGAGUUGUACUGCGCACACUGAACUCAACGUCGGCAUUGCAUUCAACUGGACGCACACCGGUCUGGCCUUGGACAGUACCACCGAUACCCACACACAACUGGCCCCAGAGAGAGUUUCAGGGCCCGCCCACACCACAGCUCACAAGAAGAAGCUGUGGAACUCGCUGGAGUUGUCCAACACGCUCAUCGUGGACAACGUGACGGUGGAGCACUCUGGAAAAUACGUCUGCACUGCCUCUAGUGGACAGAUGGAUAUAAGCGCAUCGGCCUUCCUCGUCGUUUACGAGAAGCCUUAUAUUGAAAUGAAGGAGCCAUGGACAAAGGUUUGGGAGGUCAAUGUGGGGGAUCAGUCUUCCACAGUCAUACCUGUCAAGUACUCGGCAUACCCUGAACCCAGCUUUAAAUGGUUGAAAAAUAGCCUCCCGCUGAAGGAUGACUACAGGAUCAAGCAGAGAAGCGAUGCCCUCAUUUUCCGUGGAGUCACGGAAACGGACGCGGGAAACUAUACCAUGGUCCUGACCAACAAGAUCACCAAAGAGGAGCACAAGAGAUCUUUUCAGCUUCUGGUCAAUGUUCCUCCUUCUAUCAUUGAGAAGGAAGUGGCGGUGGACACGGACGUGUACCUGUAUGCAAGCAGCCCCACGCUCAGGUGCACCGCCCGCGGCUUCCCUACACCAGCACACAUCCAGUGGCAGUGGAUGUCCAAAGACGACUGUCCCGAGGCCUUCGUACCCGGGCUGCCAAAGGCUGAGAUGCCGUUACUGCAUUGUAAAGCUUGGCGGGAUAUCAACAACAGCACUGGACACAACCCUGUGGAGCGGAUCUCCACUGACGUCGAUCACGACCACAAGAAAAUUGUGAGCUCUUUGAAGAUCCAGAAAGCUGAGGUCCAUGCUCUCUACCGAUGCAUGGUGGCCAACAAAAUUGGAGAAGAUUCACGCGUAAUUUUUUUCCACGUGACACGAGGCCUCGAGCUGAGCAUGUCCCCGUCCAACGACCCUCUGGAGGAAGACCGCGUGGUCCUACGCUGCAAGGCGGACAGGUUGGUGUACGGCAACCUGACCUGGUUCCGCGUCGCCAACCAGUCCGAGUCGGCACUGGCGCCGUCGGUGCAGCCGUGCCGCUCGGUGGCGCUGCAGCGUACGCCACUGUCGCGCGCCGCGCUGUCCGGUGAGCACGGCGCCAACCUGACUUUGGAGCUGCUGCUGCCCAAAGCCUCCCGCCAGGAUGAGGGCAUGUACGCCUGCCAGGUGGAAAACAUCAAGACCAAGGAGAGAACCUGCCUGCUGCGUCAUCUGUCUCUCAGAGGUCUUGAGGCCCCAAGGAUCCUCAACAACUUUACGGACCAAAAAGUCAACGUGAGCGCCACCGUCGUGCUCCUGUGUGACGCAGCCGGGACGCCGGAACCGACGAUGUUGUGGACCAAAAACAACCACACGGUGGUGGAGGGCUCCGGCGUGAUCCUGAGCCGCAGCAGUCACGUGCUGACCAUCCAGCGUGUGAAGAAGGAGGACGCCGGCUUGUACAGCUGCUCUGCUUGUAACAGCCGCGGAUGUGACAGCGCUCAGGCCUUCUUGACAACUGAAGGUGCAGAGGAAAAGACCAACGUGGAGCUGAUCGUUCCAAUCGGCUCGGUGGUCAUCGCCAUGUUUUUCUGGCUGCUGAUCGUCUUUGUCAUCCGCGGGAGGAAGAGGCCAAACGGUGGCGAUUUAAAGACAGGCUACCUGUCUAUGAUCCUGGACUCGGAGGACGUGCCCAUGGACGAGCAGUGCGAGAGGCUCACCUACGACGCCAACAAAUGGGAGUUCCCUCGGGACAGGCUGAAGCUCGGCGAUCCUCUGGGACGAGGGGCGUUCGGCCAAGUCGUGGAAGCGGCUGCCUUUGGUAUCGAGAAAGCCACCACCUGCACCACCGUGGCAGUCAAGAUGCUGAAAGAGGGAGCCACGUCCAGCGAGUACAGAGCCUUGAUGUCGGAACUGAAGAUUCUCAUCCACAUUGGACAUCAUCUUAAUGUGGUCAACCUGCUGGGAGCCUGCACCAAGCCUGGAGGUCCCCUCAUGGUGAUUGUAGAGUACUGCAAACAUGGGAACCUCUCCAGCUACCUGAAGAGCAAGCGUGGAGAAUACAGUCCAUACAAGAGAAAGAGAACGGACAGCCGGAGGUGGACAUCUGCAGGGGAUGAUGUCACUGAAGGAGAUCUCGGUCUGGGGAAGAUCGCCCGGUUGGACAUCUGCACGGGAACGGCCGUCUGCUCCAGCAUUGACGCUUCAGGAAACAGUGUCAGUCCUCAGGACGAGAGCUCAGACGAGGACCACCUGACCAUGGAGGACCUGAUCUGCUACAGCUUCCAGGUGGCCAAAGGCAUGGAGUUCCUCUCCUCCCGCAAGUGCAUCCACCGAGACCUGGCAGCCAGGAACAUCCUGCUUUCCGAGAACAACGUGGUGAAGAUCUGCGACUUUGGCCUGGCGAGAGAUGUCUACAAAGACCCCGACUACGUCCGCAAGGGAGACGCACGUCUACCUUUGAAGUGGAUGGCUCCUGAGACCAUCUUUGACAGAGUCUACACCACACAAAGCGACGUGUGGUCCUUUGGGGUCCUUCUCUGGGAGAUCUUCUCCUUGGGAGCGUCUCCUUAUCCCGGAGUCUCCAUCGACGAGUCCUUCUGCAGGAGGCUCAAAGAAGGCACCAGGAUGAGACCUCCAGAGUACGCCACCUCUGAGAUAUACCAGACCAUGCUGGACUGCUGGCUGGAUCGUCCCACAGACAGACCCACCUUUACUGAACUGGUGGAACAUCUGGGAAACCUGCUACAGGCCAGCGCUCGCCAGGAUGGGAAGGACUACAUCCCUCUGACUGCAGGAAAUGAUGUGACGUCCACGCCAGUGACCUCUGACCCCAGGAGGCCUCAGGGUGGAGAGACCCUGAACGCUCAGCCUCACUACGACAACGCCCUGUCUCUAGGGCAGAGCGAAAGGUGCCGACUCAGCAUCAAGACGUUUGACGACAUCCCUGUGGAGCACAGCGUUUUAGUGGCUCACAUGGACUGUUCUCCAGAGGUCAAAGAUCCACAGCUGAUCACCACGCCCAACUUGAGUCAGCUGCUGCGCUGCAAGAGCAAAGAGUCGCUGGCGUCCGAGUCGUCCAAUCAGACGAGCGGCUACCAGUCGGGCUACCACUCGGACGACGCCGACGCGCCCGUCUACGCCAACGAGGAGGCCAUCAUGAAGCACAACAUGCUGAAGAAGCCUCCUCCUCCCCCUCCUCCCCCCGCUCCUCUCGCCGACAAGUUCAACGCCGAGAUCCGCUACAGCACGCCGCCCGUCUGACCUUUGACCCCUCCCCCUUCACUUGUGGCUGUACAGUAUUAUGGCGGCGUAGGAACAAUUGAGUUGUCACGUGGUGACUUCACGCACGGCGCUUGUAAACGCUAUCGUGUUUACACAGCCCGCUGACGGGAGGACACGCCCACUUCCUGAGGCCCGGUCCACCUACUUCCUGUAUGACAGGAAACACAUUUUUAGAGACGUGCAUCAGCUUUCUUCUCCCCCCCCCCCCAGGAAGUUCUCUCUGUUGAAAGUGUGUACAGGUUAUUCCUCACAAUAUGAGUAAUAAACAAACUAGUUUUAUAAAACAAACCUCAGGUGUGUUGGCAGAAUACUUGGCCACGUUACGCUGUUUAGUUCGCUUUGUUGUCGACGUCGGCGUCCAUCUGGAGUGGGCGACGAGUGAUGAAGACGCAUGAGAGCACUAAUUGUGUUUGGUCUGCACCACAAACUCACUGAUUGCUGCAACAAUGGACUAUUUUUCCACACAAAAUAACUGCCAAAUGUUGUGAAGAGGUCAAAAAAAAUGCAUGGAGUUACAAGAAUGAUGUCAAUUUAUGUGAUUUAAGUCAGUAAAAAAUUACAUGGAAAAAUAGUUGCAUUAGAAAAAUAAGGGAGAAAAAAAUUGUCAAAAAAUGAACAUUUUUUAGAAAUAAAAUUACUAAUAAAAGUAUUUAAUUUUCCUGAGGGAACUCUCCUAAAGGAAUCAAUAAAGUACUAUCCAUCCAUCUAAUAAUACAAGAACAAAGAAAAAACACUGAUUUCUCUUUAACAUUUUUUCACACAAAAUAACUACCAAAAAUAGUCGAAAAAGUUGUGAAGAGGUAAAAAAAAUAAAAAUGUAUUGAGUUUCAAGAAUUAUGUCAAUUUCCGUGAUUUAAGUCAGUAAAAAAUUACAUGGAAAAAUAGUUGCAUUAGAAAAAUAAGGGAGAAAAAAAACUGUCAAAAAAUGGAAAUUUUUUAGAAAUAAAAUUACUAAUAAAAGUAUUUAAUUUUCCUGAGGGAACUCUCCUAAAGGAAUCAAUAAAGUACUAUCCAUCCAUCUAAUAAUACAAGAACAAAGAAAAAACACUGAUUUCUCUUUAACAAUUUUUCACACAAAAUAACUACCAAAAAUAGUCGAAAAAGUUGUGAAGAGGUAAAAAAAAUAAUGCAUUGAGUUACAAGAAUGAUGUCAAUUUACGUGAUUUAAGUCAGUAAAAAAAUACAUGAAAAAAGAGUAGCAUUAGAAAAAUAAGGACGUGGGAGAAAAUUAAAAAAAAAAAAUUAGUAGAAAAAAUUUACUAAUAAAAGUAAUAAUAAAAGAACAAAUUCAUAGUUUUGCGAGAAAAAAAGUCUUUAAUAUUACGAGAAUGAAGUCGAAAUGUACUGUACUCCAUAUAUAAUAUCAUGAGAAUUAAGUAGUAGUAUUACAGGAAAUAAAGUAGUGAAAGGACAAAAAAAUGUAAUAUUACAAAAUAAAGGUAGAGAGAAAAGUGUCGUAACCUGAUGACAACUAAGAAAAAAAUGUCUCCCAAAAAAGUAGUUAUUACAAGUACAAAGUCACGAAGAGGUAAAACAGCAUAAAGUUACAAGAAUGAUGUCA